Molecule: messenger RNA, 1227 nt
Organism: Lodderomyces oxycetoniae
Lineage: Eukaryota; Fungi; Ascomycota; Pichiomycetes; Serinales; Debaryomycetaceae
Gene: MTM1
Product: Mtm1p
Exons: 1
Coding region: 1-1227 (408 amino acids)
Biological process (GO): mitochondrial transmembrane transport
Cellular component (GO): mitochondrion
Source: RefSeq, a predicted model, not a curated record
AUGUCACUAUCAUCAGAUAUAACAGAGAUUAUAGAAGAAACGAGAGACUUGAACUUUCAAAGUCAUCGACUUGGAAUUUCCACCAACACAACAGCUACAGCCACAGCAACGAGAUCUCAACCUAAAGAUCUGAAAAUGGCUUAUAGCGGGGAGAAAAUAUCAGUGACACAACGAAUGAUCAGUGCGUGUUCGGGGAGUCUAAUAACAUCAUUAGUAGUAACGCCCUUUGAUGUAAUAAGAAUAAGAAUACAGCAACAAGGGAUACUACCGCAAGGUGACCAAUGUUGUCAGAAUGUAUUUGCUCAGAAUUCCCCCAGCUCGAGUAUAUCAUCACUUUCGUCGGCAAGGUCAUCCUUGUCUUCAUCGACACCGGAGUUGUUUUGGGUCCACAAUAACUACUGCAAUCCCGGUACUGAAAACUGUAUGCGGAUUACUUCAACUUUUCAAGGUUUUGCCACUGUAAGUAAGCAUGAAGGUGUACGCACAUUAUGGCGUGGUUUGUCCCUUACUUUGCUAAUGGCUAUACCUUCUAAUAUAAUAUAUUUCACCGGGUAUGAGUAUAUUCGAGACCAUUCUCCCUUUGGCAACUACUCAUUCAAUCCAUUACUAUGUGGUGCAUUGGCAAGAUGCAUGUCGGCCACAUUCGUUGCGCCUGCCGAAUUAAUCAAGACUAAAUUACAGUCGAUUCCUGCGGAUUCAAGAAACUCCUCAAAGGUCAUGCAUCAUCUUUUGAAAGACUCCUUCAGUUUGGUUAAGAGAGAUGGUAUAGCUACGCUAUUUAAGGGUUUGGGGAUAACACUUUGUAGAGAUGUUCCGUUUUCAGGAAUUUAUUGGUCCUCUUACGAGUUUUUUAAAAGCAAAUUUGCUAACAUGUUGAAUGCGGAUUUCAACAACACUGAAACUGGUGGGUCAGAUGAUUGGAAAGUUUUUGCAACCUCAUUUUUAUCUGGGUCCAUAUCUGGUGUGAUUGCAGCAUUUUUCACCAACCCCUUUGACGUAGGUAAGACAAGGUUGCAGAUAACUAUGGACGAUGACUUAGGUAAGAUUGCCCAUCGCAAGACUAAUAUGUUUAAGUCGUUAGCUAACAUUUAUAAACAAGAAGGAAUUGGAGCAUUGUAUGCUGGUUUUGGACCUCGAGUUAUGAAAAUUGCUCCGGCUUGCGCUAUUAUGAUAUCAUCAUACGAAGUAGGAAAGAAGUUUUUUAAGAAUGGUAAUGCUCGUGAAUAG